Messenger RNA from Hippocampus comes (tiger tail seahorse), 1834 nucleotides. RefSeq names its product FERM, RhoGEF and pleckstrin domain-containing protein 2-like. Gene Ontology annotation, molecular function: guanyl-nucleotide exchange factor activity. The transcript is spliced from 11 exons. NCBI's taxonomy places the organism in Eukaryota, Metazoa, Chordata, Actinopteri, Syngnathiformes, Syngnathidae. The record is from RefSeq and is a predicted model, not a curated record. The coding region runs from base 59 to 1354 and encodes 431 amino acids.
CAGGGAGGGCCGCUCUAAUGCUCACGUCAAAGGUGACUACCAGAGGAUCGGUGACGUGAUGCUAAAGAAUAUGUCUGCUCUCAAGGGCUUUACCGGCUACCUGCAGAAGCACGACGAGGUGCUGGCGGAGCUGGAGAAGGCCAGCAAGCGACUGAAGAAGCUGGAGACGGUCUACAAGGAGUUUGAACUGCAGAAGGUGUGUUACCUGCCACUCAACACCUUCCUGCUCAAGCCCAUCCAGCGCCUCAUGCACUACAAGCUCAUCCUGGAGCGCCUGUGCAAGCACUACGGACCGGCCCACCGCCACCACGCAGACUGCAAAGAGGCUCUAAAGGAGGUGGCGGAGAUCACGGCGCAGCUUCAGAGCAGCCUCAUCCGCCUGGAGAACUUCCAGAAGCUCACUGAGCUGCAGCGAGACCUCAUCGGGAUUGACAACUUGACUGCACCGGGGAGGGAGUUCAUACGAGAGGGCUGCCUGUACAAGCUCACCAAGAAGGGACUGCAGCAAAGAAUGUUCUUCCUGUUCUCAGAUAUGCUUCUCUACACCAGCAAAGGCGUCACGGCAACCAAUCAGUUCAAAGUCCACGGACAGUUGCCCCUCCAUGGCAUGAUCGUGGAGGAGAGCGAGAAGGAGUGGGCGGUGCCUCACUGCUUCACCAUCUACUCUGCACACAGGACCAUCGUGGUGGCAGCCAGCUCCAAAGUGGAGAUGAGCAAGUGGAUCGAGGACCUCAACGUGGCUAUCGACUUGGCCAAGAAGUCUCAGGAGAAGUCCGGCAGCGUCUUUCUGGACGGAGGCCUCGCCGAUCACUCCAAUCGCUCUUCGGACGAGGUUUCCCUGGAGCAGGAGUCUGAAGACGACAUGAACUCGUCACGCACAUCUCUGGACAAGCAGACCCACCACCGCGCCAACACCACCAUGCAUGUGUGCUGGCACCGCAACACCAGCGUGUCCAUGUCAGACCACAGCCUGGCUGUGGAGAACCAGUUGUCGGGGUACCUUCUGAGGAAGUUCAAGAACAGCAAUGGCUGGCAGAAACUCUGGGUGGUUUUCACCAACUUCUGCUUGUUCUUCUACAAGACGCACCAGGAUGACUUCCCGCUGGCAAGCCUGCCGCUGCUGGGCUACACGGUGAGCAUGCCGGAGGAGGCGGACGCCAUCCACAAGGAUUACGUCUUCAAGCUGCAGUUCAAGUCGCACGUCUACUUCUUUCGGGCCGAGAGCGAGUACACUUUUGAGAGGUGGAUGGAGGUGAUCAAGAGCGCAGCCAGCGCCACAGCCCGUGUGAGCCUGCUGGUCCCCGCCAAAGGAGACGGAGAAAGAGGCCUCCCCGUCGAGAUGAACGGAAGUUGACGCGGAGGAGUCCACGUCUGCAUGCCUCCUUACAUUAACCACCUUAACGUUGAUUUCUGCGAGAAGGCUCUUUUCAAGUUUUACAGGACCAUCUUAUCAAAAAGGGUGUAGCAGGUCUCAUGUUGAAGGAGUUGAGGUGCGAUGAAGACGACGACAACGAGGAAGAAGGUUCCUGGAAGUGCACACGAAAGACUUGAGUGCGUCGGUGCUGCUAUUCGUGCUGGCGUUGAAUCAGUAUUUGUCAUUAACCAAGGCUGGUCCCUACUAAGAUGGAUGCUCUUAAAACAAUUCAUGCCGUAUUGUGUCGUCUCAUAACAAGAGAGGAAGUCUUAAGCGUCUGAUCAUGUUAGAAGGCGCUACGGUCUAGCCAUCUAUUUAUUGUGUAGUGUGGAUGUGUGCGUGCGUGCGGGAGGCUGUUUAUUUAGUCUUCCCAUUGAUUCUUUUUAAAACGUCGUCAAAUAAAAAGAUCAUUUCAGACUA